Molecule: messenger RNA, 446 nt
Organism: Saccostrea echinata
Lineage: Eukaryota; Metazoa; Mollusca; Bivalvia; Ostreida; Ostreidae
Exons: 7
Coding region: 68-433 (121 amino acids)
Source: RefSeq, a predicted model, not a curated record
CUCGAUAGCAAAGUUGUACUCUUGAAGGCGAAUGUUCACGAGGAAAUUAUUAUUAUGAAGAAUUAAUAUGGGAGAUGCUGAUAUUUAUGAAAAUGUUCAACAAGACAAAAGUGACUCAGAUGUCACCGAGAGAGGAUAUAUUCUAAUGACUGACAAGAAAUGUAUUAAAUGUCAAUUAAAAGGUAAUCCAAAUAUCAAAUGCAAAUGUCAAGUUCAGCAAGCCAAACAGGGAAACAACACAGAUAAGUUACCCCAAAGUGAAGACUAUGAGAAUAUGAAAGUCACAAGAAUUAAAAAUAUGGAAAAGAUAGAAACAUUGAGGAAACAGACUUUACAGAAAGAAGCCAACAUGUCCGAUAAGGCGGAACAACGUUUAUAUGACAAUCCCAUGGAGGAAAAUGCACGGAAUUGCGAAUGUUGUUCCGUAUCGUAAAUCAUGUUUGUGC